AGGUCUGAUGUCGCUAACGUCAGACUGACUGCAGCGGAACAUCCCAGUGAAGGAAGAAAAGCAGGACUGAAUCUGUCCUACAAAGGUAAACACCAGAUGAGCAAAGGCAUGGGAAACCACAUAGACGCAUCUUUAAAGAAGUUUUAAAAGGCAGAACUUAAACAUAAAAGAAGAUGUAAUGUAUGUUCAAGAACAUUUUCCCAAUGAAAAAGAAAGAAUUGCAUGAAAUCAAAAAUCUGCAGAAGCAAAAGAAAGAAAUCUGUCACAUUGUGAAGACAUGGAGGAUCCUGUAGGAGGAGACUGCUCUUCCUUUCUCAGAAGGCCAUCUCAAAUCCUACUUACUUCCUUCUCACGUCUCUUCCCAUACAAAACAUGGUCCUCUUAUAGACUGUAUCCCCACAUUGUAUUACUUACUCACUGGAAUACCAGUGGCACUGAAGUCAGUGAGAAAGGAACUGUUAUAUGGCGAUCAAAAUCAGUGUCUAUCCCUCAGAUGAAAAUAUUGACUGAAGCAUCAAGGUUACCUGACAUGAGAUUAAAGGAGUUUAAACCUGCCAUCACUGCUGAUAACUGUCAUGAUGAAACCUGCCUGUUCCAGUGCUCCAGUGCAGGUCUGUACCAGUGCAGUGUGACCGGCCUGGUGUUUGACAUGAAGGGAAAAGGAGACGUGGUUUACAGGACUGCCCUUUGGAACAGGAAGCUGCUGGACAAACACCACAAGAAGCCUGCAGGACCCCUGUUUGACAUCAAAUGUCAGCAGCAGUCUGUGAGUCAGCUUCAUCUCCCACACUGUGAGCUCAUCUCCACAGGUGGAGGUCAGUUCUUGCAGGUCGCUCAUGUGAAUGAUGAGGGCAUUGAGUUCAUCACCCCUCACCAGAUAACAGAAACUCAUGUUGUUGUAAACAUCACAGACUUUUCUGGUUAUGGUAUAGUCAGGGAUGAAGACUCUCCCCCUGACCCAGUCCAAGCCUUGGUUUUGCUCUUUUACAAAUCUCCAGAAGAAGGUGAUCUCAGAUCUGUCCUCAGUGUGUUGUUGGUGCCAAGAAAUGUGGUGACUUGUCAAGUUAAGAACAUCAGGACGAAAUUAAUUGGAGAGGAGACAUACAUAGACAUACCCUCUAAAUGCAAUCUGCAUCCAAACCAGUUUUACUCUCUUUCCACCGUUCCUGAUGAUGGUCUGAUUGUAGUUCAACCAAAUGAAACAGUGUUUGAUGACAUGUCUCCUGACAAUCCUGUCCCAUCCUUCCAAGUGAUUUUUAAUAGACUCAUUAGAAAUAUUAACCUGAGUCUGAAACACCAGAGCAGCUCCAGCUGUGUCUGGGAAAGUGAGGUUUGUCUUUUGCCCAACAGAAUGAGAAGCACGAGUAUCUGUUCAAAUCAGAAGCUGUUAAAAGUACGGAGCUUGUUCAUUGAUAAGAUAUCAGAACCUGUUCUCAGCAGUCUGCUCGACAAACUGCUGGAGAAAAAUGUGAUAAGUGAUGCAGAGAGGGAGGCAGCAGAUGCAAAGAAAAAGAGAAGCAAAAAAGCUCGUUUGGUUUUUGACACAGUGAGGAGGAAAGGUGACCGUGCCAUUUUAGAAAUGACGGAGUCCCUUUGUGAGCUCGAUUCCUUCCUCUGCAGAAAUCUUGGGUUGCUAUGACAUUAUUAUCUUGACCUCCAGUAACACAGUGAGGAAUUUUUGACCAGGACAUGUCCUUGAAUGCACAUAUGAAAGCUACGUACGUCAGCUUUCUUUCAUUUUCACAAUUUCUCUAAAAUUAGGCACUGAAAAACUAGUUCAUGCAUUUAUUACUUCUAGGCUGGACUACUAUAAUUCAUUAUCAUCAGUAUCAUUAACUUCCUGAAAAUCCUUCAGUUAAUCCAAAAUGCUGCAGCAACAGUACUGACAGGGAUUAGAAAGAGAAACCAUAUUCCUGCUUUCACCCCAUUAUAGUCAGCCUCUUCUUAAUGACCUCAUAAUGCUAUUUCACCCCAUUAGAUUCACUUCUAAGUGAGGAGUGAGGAGGAAAGGUGAAGAUGCCAUUUUAGAAAUGACGGAGUCUCUUUGUGAGCUCGAUUCCUUCCUCUGCAGAAAUCUUGGGUUGCUAUGAGAGCAUCUAGUUAACUUUGCUGAAACUGCUUGAAUCUGAGUCUUCAGUCUGCUUCAAAUCACAUUGCCUUCAUCAUUCUGUUACAAGUGGAUUUCAGUUCGUCUAAAUAGGACUGCUCUAACUUUUCCAGUUUGUUUUAGCAAAGAAAAUCCAAGCUUUUCUCUUUUUUUUUAUAGAUUUUGACUACCUUUAUUUUAAUGCCUCUAAAUUCGGGUGAAACUAAAGUUAUUAUACCUUGGCUCUAAAAAUAUUAGAAACAUGAUUUCUAGGAUUAAUCUUACUCUGGAUGGUAUUACUUUGACCUCAAGUAAACCAGUGAGGAAACGGACGUUUUUUGCAUUUUUAUUCUUGAAUGCAAAUAUUAAACAAAUAUGUACAACAGCUUUCUAUUAUUGCGCAAUUUCUCUAAGAUUAGACACAGGAAAAACUAGUUUCUGUCUUUCUCCAGUCACCCUAACCGGUUGCAGCUUAUAGCCAAACCUCCCUCAGCCUGUUUCUUCUUCCUGUUAAAACUGAGUUUCUUUGUCAUGGAUUAGGUCUCUGACCCAGAAUUUCUGAGGGUUUUCUGGGUUUUUUGAGUCUCUUAUUGUGGGUUUAGUUGAGUUCGGGUUUCCAUUAUUAUCAUUGGUUUCAUGGGUUAUUGUAUUGUCUUUCUUGCCUGUCAUGUGCAUUAGGCCUGUGUAUGGUCAAGUUUGUGUUGUCAUGUGUACGACUCCAUGUUUUAUUUUGAAAGAGUCUGGUGUGUUCUUGUUCAUUGUGACUUUCCCCGUAGCUUCAUGUGGUUCAUGUGUGUCAGCUGUUUCCCCAUGUGUUCCCACUUCCCCUGAUCACCUCUUGUGUAUUCAAGUCCCCUGUCUUCUGUGUGUCAUUGUCAGGUCAUCUGUUAUAAUCUCCACAGUUUUCAUAGUCUGUCACAGUUUUUCAUACUUCUUGUGUUUUGCUGCUGUCAUCAGCCAAAAUAAAGACUCGUUUUCUUUUCAAAUGCAACACCUCUCUCCGCCGAUGUGCAUCUGGGUCCUGAAAUCAACACACCGGCGGACCCCACCGUAACAUUUUUCCUUCUCUCGCCAAAGCAUUUGGGUCAUUUAAUUGUUGGGACUUCUGUUUUCACUAUAUUAUUGUAGGGUCUACAUAUAAAGCACCUUGAGGCAACUGCUGUUGUGAUUUGGUGCUAUGAAAAUGUUUCUCCCAGUGUUUCUCCCAACAGUAACUUGAGGAAGCUGAGGUGCCAGCAACUUUUCCUGGUAGUUUGCCCAUUCUCAUUCUGAAUAAACCUCUGGCCUUUGACGUUAAACUGAUGGGAGUGCAGCAUCUGAGGCAAGCUUGCACUGGCUCAUCUUUCACUGUUCUAGAUCAGUUAGACCUGAAUGUCGCCUCUGUCAGUGCUCCCCAGGGUGGCUGUGGCUACAAUGUAGCUUGCCAUCACCAGUGUGUGAAUGUGUGUGUGAAUGGGUG
Oreochromis niloticus (Nile tilapia) is the source of this 3545-nucleotide messenger RNA. Its product is annotated as NACHT, LRR and PYD domains-containing protein 1-like. NCBI's taxonomy places the organism in Eukaryota, Metazoa, Chordata, Actinopteri, Cichliformes, Cichlidae. The coding region runs from base 278 to 1639 and encodes 453 amino acids. Gene Ontology annotation, biological process: regulation of apoptotic process. The transcript is spliced from 2 exons. The record is from RefSeq and is a predicted model, not a curated record.